Molecule: messenger RNA, 789 nt
Organism: Sorghum bicolor (sorghum)
Lineage: Eukaryota; Viridiplantae; Streptophyta; Magnoliopsida; Poales; Poaceae
Product: nodulin-related protein 1
Exons: 1
Coding region: 61-540 (159 amino acids)
Biological process (GO): regulation of abscisic acid biosynthetic process; response to heat
Source: RefSeq, a predicted model, not a curated record
CUAGCUAGUGGCGUCCUCACUAUCUGCUGAAGCGAAAAAAGAACUGAAGCUAUCGAUCCAAUGGCAGAGGGCAAGAGCUCCGGCGACCUGUUCUCCAGCGGCAAGCUGGUCGCGGAGGCCGCCGCGUCGGCGUUCCAGCAGAAGAGCGUGGAGAACGUCGACAAGAAGGAGGUCGCCGGCGCGGCGGCCGAGAUCCUGCACGCGGCGUCCACGUACGGCAAGUUCGAGGACAAGCCGGCCGGGCAGUACAUCGAGAAGGCCGAGGGCUACCUCAAGGAGUUCAGCGCGGGAGGACACGCCGCCGAGCCUGCGGCUGCAGGCGACGCGGCGCCGCCGAAGCCAGCGGAGGAGGCGCCCAAGGAGAAGGAGCCGGUGCCUGCGCCGGCGCCCAAGGAGGAAGGCGGCAAGUCGUCGUCGGAAGGGUUUGGCCUCGGCGACGUCGUGAAGGGCGCUGAGCAACUCGUGGAGAAGCAGGGCGGCGCCGGGGAGGAAAGCGCCGCCGGUGGGCUGUUUAAGAUGGCGCAGGGCUUCCUCAAGUAGAUGGAACUCGAUCAAAGCUCCAUCCACGCACUGCUCUUGAUUUGUCUGCCCAACGGCAACGUGUAGCUGUGUAUGUCUGUUAUGUAAUUAUUAACUUCAAAUAAUGUUGCCUUCGCUGUGUGUGUUCUUCAAGAUGUUUGUGUAAUAAUAACCGAGAACGUUGUAGCAGUGGUGGCAGUGUGCUUUUCGACCUGUCUUUUGAUAAUUUAAAAAACAUUGUAUGUUGUAUAAACACUCAGUCCUUGUUUA